CCCAUCUAGUGGGCCCGUGCCCUGAUGGUACCAGCCAUCUGCUGUGGGACCAGGAGCUCCUGUGCAUGUCCAGCACAACACAGCCAGCACCAAUUGGGAUGCUGAAGGCUGUUUUAUGGUGCAGGGGACAAUUAACAGUGAGAUCACACAGUUAGAAAUCAAAGGUGUGCAGUCUGAGGAUGACAAAAAAAAAGUCAGACUGGGCUUUCUCACACACACACUUUUUUCUAGCACCAUACUCAAUUUCACAAACUCUCUAUUCCUGUAUCCAAAGUGAUCCUUACUACCAGUGCUGUUAAAAGCAGCAAUUGUAAUCUGGGUCCCUAAUUCUUUGCAAGAGGCUGGCAAAGUGAAGUCCUGAAGCAAAUGGAAAAAUCUGCACUUACUCUUAAAAAAAUCAGGAUUUCACUUCUCCUCUGAACUACACUACAGACCUCCCAGCCUGUCCCUACCAUUCCCUACAAAGCAUUUUAUGUGAAAUAUUGUACAUGGUGCAGCCACGUAUACUGGAAGUGGCUGGGUCAGAAAGGCCCAGAGUCUUUCGUUCACGUCUGUGAACCAAGGGAAGAAACACAGACUCCUCUCCAGGCUCCUUAGUAUGCUGGAGUCCACAUGCUCCUCAGCUUAAAGAUGUGUCCUAAUGCUUCAUCAAUGGAAUUUUGCAGCAUUAUCUCUCUGUUCAUGUAUCAAUACAUGUCCAGACAAUUUCUUUGGACCACAUGGUCGCUAGGUUUAGAAGCAAGAAGCUGAUAAGGCUGGCAGGCAAGGAGGGCAGUGUGCCGACCCUUGCUGAAGUAGCCAGUGCCUCUCAGGAGAUAAGCGUCCCCCACUCCAUGAGUGGGCCUCUGGAAUGACCAAUGAGUGUGGACAGGCACCAAGGUCUGCUCUCCUCUUCCCCUUUAUAACCAGGGCUGCCAGGGUGGUGAGUCCAAACCUGCUCCGAGCCGUCACUCCAAGGGAACAGAGCCAGCACCUCCCGCACAAUGACGCUGACCCAAGCCGAGAAAGCCGCCGUGGUCACCAUCUGGGCCAAGGUGGCCACCCAAGCUGAUGCCAUUGGGGCAGAAUCACUGGAGAGGCUUUUCUUCAGCUACCCCCAGACGAAAACCUACUUCCCUCACUUCGAUCUGAGCCAAGGCUCAGCUCAGCUCCGUGGCCACGGCUCCAAGGUCAUGCAUGCCGUCGGGGAAGCUGUGAAGCACGUUGAUGACAUUCCAGGGGCUUUGGCCAAGCUCAGUGAGCUGCAUGCUUACAUCCUCAGGGUGGACCCCGUGAACUUCAAGCUGCUUUCCCACUGUAUCCUGUGCUCUCUGGCUGCCCGCUAUCCCAGUGACUUCACCCCAGAAGUUCAUGCUGCGUGGGACAAGUUCCUGUCCAGUGUUUCCUCUGUUCUGACUGAGAAGUACAGAUAAAUGGCCUCAACAGAGGGUGAGGGAGACCCAUCUACAUCCCAGCCCUGCUGCCAGGCUCUGGGGUAUCACCCCUUCCUGGGCAGCUCUUUAAAUCCCCCCUGCAGGGGCUCAGUCAUCUGCAAAACCCAAUAAAUAAUUCAAAUGUGA
This is a messenger RNA of Corvus hawaiiensis (hawaiian crow), 1559 nucleotides long. RefSeq names its product hemoglobin subunit pi. Gene Ontology annotation, cellular component: hemoglobin complex; blood microparticle; haptoglobin-hemoglobin complex. The record is from RefSeq and is a predicted model, not a curated record. Gene Ontology annotation, biological process: hydrogen peroxide catabolic process; oxygen transport. The transcript is spliced from 3 exons. Gene Ontology annotation, molecular function: organic acid binding; peroxidase activity; haptoglobin binding. Lineage: Eukaryota; Metazoa; Chordata; Aves; Passeriformes; Corvidae. Bases 984 to 1412 code for a protein of 142 amino acids.